AUGCUGUUCCUCGGCUUUCUUUUCACCCUUCUGUGGCUGCCAGUCACUGUUUCGGCUGCCUUCGGCUACACUGAUGAUGGCUCAAAUUACGUGAUCGACUCCGGUGCAUCGCUGGUCAUCAAAGUCAGCAAGACAAAUGGUGACAUUACAUCCAUGCAGUACAAUAGUGUCGAGUAUAAUGGUUACACCAACAAGAAUACUCACGUGGAGAGCGGGCUGGGAGCCAGCACCGUCACAAUUCAGAAAUUCUCGUCGCCUGCAAAUAUCAUCAAGGUCACUGUGGUUUACGGUACCUUGAAGCACUACCUAUUCGUCCGCUAUGGAAACAACAACGUAUAUAUCUUCACCAACAAGGCGGAUUCUAGCGUCACUGUCUCGAGAUACAUUGCUAGGUUCAAGCCAGGUACCUGGGACAGUGCUCACAAAACAUUGGAUGCCGAUUGGUACGAUGGCACUACCUGGAGUGAGGCUUCUGAUAUCAUGACGGACUCUAGUGGCUACACCGAGAGCAAGCACUAUACAGGAGAUACGUAUGGACGAGUCAUCGAUUAUGACUACGUUGGUUACAGCUCUGGCUCCGCAGCGUGCUGGAUGGUCCGCAGCAACCACGAAAAGGCAUCUGGAGGUCCAUUCUUCCGCUCAUUACUCCGCCGCGGCUCUGCAACUGGCUCUGAUAUCUACGACAUCUAUCAUUACAACAUGGGCCAUACUGAUCCCGAGCGCUUCGGCCUACAAGGUCCCAGUGUUCUCGCUUUCACUGAUGGCGGCGCCCCUAACGCCGGCCUCUUCGCUCGCAAGGCCGAUUGGAGUUGGUUCGAUACUCUUGGUAUUGACGGCUGGGUUCCUUCCUCCAAACGCGGCCGCGUGUCCGGUGUCGGCCUUUCCAACAUGAAGUCAGGCUACACGUAUGUUGUCGGCCUUUCCAACACAGACGCACAGUACUGGGGCACCGCAUCCAGCAGCGGCGGCGCUUGGUCCAUUACCGAUGUCUUACCCGGCACCUACACGAUGACAGUCUACAAGUCUGAGCUCGAGGUCUACAAAGGUAGCGUCACGAUUACUGCUGGCGCCGGCACGGCCGUUAACACGCUCACCUGCGACGACCCUACGGACAAGACGGCCAUCUGGCGCAUCGGCGAGUGGGACGGCACGCCGAAGGGCUUCCUGAACUUUGGCGAUACCCCCAUGAAGCCGACAUACAUGCACCCGUCGGACACGCGUCUCGCCUCGUGGGACUCAUCAAACUACAUCAUCGGGACCUCGACGCCGUCCGUCUUCCCCGGCUACAUCUGGACUGAUAUCAACAACAACCACCUCGUGUACUUCAAGCUCAGCGCCUCCCAACUGACCUCGGCGCACACGGUCCGCAUCGGCAUCACCGAGGCUUACAUCAACGGGCGGCCUAAGAUCACCGUCAACUCGUGGAGCAGCUCGUCGCCCGCGGCAACGACCCAGGGCCAGACGCGCAGCUUAACGGUUGGCACGUACAGGGGCAACAACGCCAUGUUGACAUUCACAGUGCCCGCGAGCGCCUGGGUUCAGAGCACGAGCGAGUGGCAGGUCUUGACCAUCACCGUCAUCUCGGGCUCGACCGGCAGCAAGUACUUGAGUCCUGCCAUCUCGAUUGAUGCAGUGGAUAUGAUCUAG
Messenger RNA from Truncatella angustata, 1647 nucleotides. RefSeq names its product rhamnogalacturonan lyase. Gene Ontology annotation, molecular function: carbohydrate binding; carbon-oxygen lyase activity, acting on polysaccharides. NCBI's taxonomy places the organism in Eukaryota, Fungi, Ascomycota, Sordariomycetes, Amphisphaeriales, Sporocadaceae. Gene Ontology annotation, biological process: pectin catabolic process. The coding region runs from base 1 to 1647 and encodes 548 amino acids. The record is from RefSeq and is a predicted model, not a curated record. The transcript is spliced from 4 exons.